AGCGCCAAGCCUUGUGUGAUCUGCAGCAGCGCAGGUUCUUGUCGGCUGCAAGUGGCGGCGAUUCCUUGGUAGAAUCCAGGAUAAGAAAUGCCGCGGAGCAGCAAGGCCAGCAGGCUCAGAACGAGACAAGCCCACCUUUGCACCCGUUCCCAGCCAACGUGACCGCCUCUCUAACUCGCGUCGUUUCGCUCCCCACGGAGAUUGCUCCUGCACGCGAACUCGUCGCACCGAUUUCCCGACGGCUGGUUGUGGAGAGCCGGGAAAAUUUGAUUGCGGUACAACAGCAGGCAGUUGGGCAAUCAAGUGGGAACAAUCUUUUUCGAACACGAAGCGGAAGGACGCCUGCCACUAGCUCACGCGCGAACAAAUCGCCAUCUGCGUUUGGUUCCUAUGCCCGGACGAGACGCGGCACUAGAAAUCACCAGGAUCACCAGAAGAUC
Amoebophrya sp. A120 is the source of this 440-nucleotide messenger RNA. The record is from the annotation of a GenBank genome assembly. Lineage: Eukaryota; Dinophyceae; Syndiniales; Amoebophryaceae.